Messenger RNA from Cavia porcellus (domestic guinea pig), 2490 nucleotides. RefSeq names its product transmembrane protein 220. The record is from RefSeq and is a predicted model, not a curated record. The transcript has 6 exons. The coding region runs from base 249 to 809 and encodes 186 amino acids. NCBI's taxonomy places the organism in Eukaryota, Metazoa, Chordata, Mammalia, Rodentia, Caviidae.
CUUCCUUCCUUCCUUCCUUCCUUCCUUCCUUCCUUCCUUCCUUCCUCCCCCUCCCCUCUGCUGUUUUUAAAGCAGCCUGGCCUUGGUGGCAUCAGCCUGUGAGCAGGCCCUGCAGGGACGCGGGGCCCAGCACCACCUCCCGGCCGCCCGGAGCCCUGCGCCCUGGGCGGGCAGGUCACUCCCUGCUCUGCGCAGCGCCCGGAGCGCACGCUGGCCGGGAGGGGGCGAGGGGAGCCGGCGGCCGGGCCAUGGCGCCCGCGGCGGGGCGCGGGGUCCCCGGGCUGUGGCGGGCCUGCAGCGCGCUCAUGGCCACCUUCUUCGCGCUGGCCGCCUGCGUGCAGGCAGGUGGGAAGGCGGGACCAGCAUCUGCUAACGGCCGGUGUUCUGGCUUCCAGGUCAACGACCCCGACGCCGCGCUGUGGGUGGUGGUGUACAUGAUACCUGCCGUGCUGACCCUGCUUGUUGGACUUAACCCUCUUGUCACGGGUAGCUGCAUCUGGAAGACUGUUUCUGCAGCGCACGUCUUAUUCUGCCUGCUGUGGGCUGCCGGCCUGGCCUGCUCCCUCCUGCUGCGUGCACAGCACAACAUCUUACACGAGGAAGAAGGCAGGGAGCUGUCUGGUCUGGUGAUUAUCAUAGCAUGGAUGAGUCUGUGCCACAGUUCUUCAAAAAAUCCACUUGGUGUUGGAAGAGUUCAGCUUCUUCUUGCCAUUGUAAUACCUCUUUUCCCAUUUAUUUUAUGGGUCUAUGUGUAUAUAAACAAGGAGAUGCGUUCUUCCUGGCCGACACACUGCAAGACAGUGAUUUAAGUGAAUCCAAGAAGGGUGUGCUCUAAAAAUGAAAAUAUUCUAUUCCCUAUAAACUUUGGCAUAACGGAAGAGUUUUCCAGUUCAUUUAAGGUAAUGUGAGCAGACAUAAGAGAUUAUCUACAAAUAAGAAAUCUAUAAAAGGUCUUCAGAAUUUUUUACGACUGCCUACAGUACAUUGUAAGAUUGUACAGAACAAUAAGAAUGGGGUCUGACAUUCUCUGGCUGCCUUUCAUGAAGGACAUUGUGCUAAGUGUAGUCACAAGGCGCAAGAAUGGAACUUAAGAAAUCUGUCUUUUGUUAGGCACAAUGACACAUGCCUGAUAGUUGUUUUCUUAUCUGUAGAAUGAAAUACCAGAUCCUCUACUUAUUUAUACAGCUGUUAAAAUCCAAGUAGACAUGAAAUACUCUGAAAAUAUAAAGUACUGGAAAUUAUGAAGUGCUAAACAUAACUAAAACUGAGAACCAUUGAAAGAGAGGUAGGUCCCAGAGAUGCCUAUAGCCCUAAAUUAAUCUCAUAUACUAUUUUAGAGUCAGGAAUUAAAGACUGUAGUUGAAUGAAAUCAACCAUUGUGUCUUGGAAUAAAGAUUAUUGAAGGGGGGGUGUUAUGGUUUGUGUCUGGAUGUCCCCCUGAAGCCUCAUGCAAUCAUGAGGGCAGGCUUCUAGAUUUUGUGCUUCAUGGUCCAGUGCUGGAAUUAUGGGUGUGGGUGCCUCCUCCACCAUAGGUGGGUGUGGCCUUCGUACAAUGUAUUGGACAGAAGGAGUCUUCUUUCCACUCCUCCCUUUUUGCUCCUGUGGCUUUUGUUGUCUUCUGCUGCCAUCCACUGUUGCCCUAUGACAUGUACCAUUCUGCCUUGGAGCCAGCAGAUUACAGAGUGAAACCUCCACAAACCGUGAGCUAAAUAAACCUUUCCUCCUGUAACUUGGGGCAUCAGGUAUUUUAUCUCAGCAGUGAGAAAAGUAACUAAGAAGGGGGAAAGGACCUUAGGACCAAUCAAGAAGGAAACAGAAUAUUAAUUAAGAAUAAUUAAUUUCAUUAUUCUGAAAAAGGCCAAAAUAUCCACAUUUUUUUAAAAAAAAAUGAAUGUUGUAAGUGACCCUAGAAUACAGAGCUUCUUUUUUUUUUUUUACAUCUUUUUAUCAGUACCGGGGAUCAAACUCAUGACCACCUGCUUGCAAGGCAGGUGCUUAUGCCACUGAGCUAAAUCCCCAGCCAAAAUAGAGAGCAUUUUUUUUUUUUAAUUUUAUUUAAGGAGAAAAGAAAAAAAAAGCAGGGAAAGGGUACAAGUUAUACAGAUAAUAGAGAGCAUUUUUAAAAAGCUGUUCUCUCCAAUAUGACAGCCAAUGGCCACACGCUGUUAUUGAGCAUUUGCAAUGUAGCUAGGGUGACUGGCAAAGUAAAUUUGCAGUGUUUUUGAUUUUUAAAAUGAUAUUCAAUUAUCAGAAAAUAUUUAAGUGUGCCUGGAACAACUUGGGCAUUUGAACCUACGUUUUCAACUGCAAAUUUUGAUAUCUACAUGCAGAUCGUCUUUGCAACAAUUUACUGUUCAAAUGAGUGGGCUGUUAAGUAUAAAAUACACACCAGAUUUUAAAGAAAUUGUACAAAAAGAAUAAAAUAUUUUAUAUUGAUCUCAUGUUGAAAAGAUAUUUUAAUAUAUAUUGAAUAAAAUACUAUUAAAACUA